This is a messenger RNA of Paecilomyces variotii, 4557 nucleotides long. RefSeq names its product putative ABC transporter. Gene Ontology annotation, cellular component: membrane. NCBI's taxonomy places the organism in Eukaryota, Fungi, Ascomycota, Eurotiomycetes, Eurotiales, Thermoascaceae. Gene Ontology annotation, molecular function: ATP binding; ABC-type transporter activity; ATP hydrolysis activity. The record is from RefSeq and is a predicted model, not a curated record. Bases 1 to 4557 code for a protein of 1518 amino acids. The transcript is spliced from 15 exons. Gene Ontology annotation, biological process: transmembrane transport.
AUGGCUACAGACAACGGCGCCGAAGGUAGCAGCAACAAGCCCAUCACGCCGCAGUAUGGGUAUGAAGCACUAAACCCUACUGCAGGAGCUAGGUCUUCCAGUCCGGUGUCCAGCGUGAGCUCCGAUAAAGAAUUCGAGCCAAUUCGCAGUAGAUCACCAGAGAAAGCUCAUCAAGACAGCCCGACAGACUCGACAACGGACAUAGAACGAGACAAUGAACUGUCGCAAGUUAUUUCUCGACGGCGCAGUGGUGCCUCUGGACAUGAGAACGAUGAAGACUGGGCACAGAUUGAAAAGCUCAUGUCACGCAUGUUUGGAAGAGAGAGACAAGCGAAUUCAGAGGAGGAGAAGACAAGACAUCUGGGUGUCGUAUGGAAGAAUCUCACCGUCAAGGGAUUAGGGCUCGGAGCAGCGCUGCAACCGACCAAUGGAGAUAUUUUUCUCGGUCUUCCUAGAUUGAUCAAAGGUCUAUUAACUCGGGGUAGAAAGGGCGCAGGAACCGCGAAAGCACCGGUAAAGACGAUAUUGAAUGAUUUCACCGGAUGCGUCCGACCGGGUGAGAUGCUUCUUGUUCUCGGGAGACCAGGCUCUGGUUGCACAACAUUCCUGAAAAUGAUUGGGAACCAAAGAGCGGGUUAUGAAAGCAUCGAAGGCGAUGUCUACUAUGGUGGGACAGACUCUGUAACCAUGGCUAAGAAAUACCGUUCAGAGGUGUUAUAUAAUCCUGAGGACGAUUUGCACUAUGCAACUCUCACAGUUCAAGACACUCUCUCAUUUGCGCUGAAAACGCGGACUCCGGGAAAGGAGUCGCGCAUUCCCGGAGAGAGCAGGAAGGAAUACCAGCAGACGUUCCUCAGCGCCAUUGCAAAGCUGUUCUGGAUUGAACAUACACUAGGCACCAAGGUCGGCAAUGAGCUCAUCCGGGGAGUCUCUGGCGGAGAAAAGAAACGAGUAUCUAUUGCGGAAGCGAUGAUUACGAGGGCGAGUACACAAUGCUGGGACAACUCCACCAAGGGCUUGGACGCAAGUACUGCUCUGGAAUACGUCCAAAGCUUGCGCAGCUUGACGAACACAGCGCACGUCUCCACCUUAGUUGCCUUAUAUCAGGCCUCGGAAAAUCUUUAUAACCUCUUCGACAAGGUCAUCCUAAUCGAGGAGGGCAAAUGCGCUUACUUCGGUCGCACUGAGGAUGCCAAAGCGUACUUUCAAAAUCUCGGGUUUGAAUGCCCGGCGCGAUGGACUACUCCAGAUUUCUUGACAUCAGUCAGUGACCCUAACGCGAGACGUGUCAAGAAGGGAUGGGAAGACCGUGUGCCACGGUCAGCAGAGCAAUUUGAGCAAGCGUACCGUCAGAGCGAUGUAUACCGAGACGCUCUCCGUGAUGUCGAUGACUUUGAGAAGGAAGUCGAGGAGCAAAGGCAUGAACGAGAUGCUGCUAGAGCAAAGAUGAAAAAGAAGAAUUAUACUUUGUCUUUCUAUCAACAAGUCCUAACUUUGACACAUCGACAAUUCUUGGUCAUGUUUGGAGACAGGCAAUCGCUGGCGGGAAAAUGGGGCGUCGUCACAUUUCAAGCUCUCAUUAUUGGGAGCUUGUUCUUCAACCAGCCUCCAACAAGCUCGGGGGUCUUUACUCGCGGCGGUGUUAUGUUCUUUAUCCUGCUUUUCAAUGCCUUGCUGGCCCUAGCUGAGCUUACAGCUGCCUUUGCGAGCCGGCCUAUACUGAUGAAGCAUAAAAGCUUUUCGUUCUACCGACCUUCAGCUUACGCUCUAGCACAAGUGGUCGUUGAUGUUCCUCUUGUCCUCAUCCAGGUGGUUAUAUUCGAUGUGAUAGUAUACUUCAUGUCAAACCUCUCAAGGACUGCCUCCCAGUUCUUCAUCAAUCUACUGUUCAUUUUCACAUUGACGAUGACCAUGUACUCGUUCUUCAGAGCUCUUGGGGCACUUUGUUCCUCACUUGAUGUUGCCACUCGCCUUACUGGUGUCGCCAUCCAAGCACUGGUUGUCUACACAGGAUAUCUUAUUCCUCCUUGGAAAAUGCAUCCAUGGCUUAAAUGGCUUAUCUGGAUCAAUCCAGUACAGUAUAGUUUCGAGGCGCUGAUGGCAAAUGAGUUCUAUAAACUUAAGAUACAGUGCGAGCCACCAUAUAUUGUUCCUGAGGGGCCAGGCGUAUCUCCCGAAUACCAGAGCUGUGCUAUCCAAGGAAGUCAGCCGGGUCAGACAUAUGUCAAUGGUUCUGACUAUAUCAAGACCGCAUUCACAUACACAAGGGCGCAUCUUUGGAGAAAUUUCGGGAUCAUUAUCGCAUGGUUUGUCUUGUUCGUGGCUUUGACGAUGCUAGGGAUGGAACUGCAGAAACCCAAUAAGGGAGGCAGCUCAGUAACUGUCUUCAAGAGAGGCGAAGCUCCCAAGGCUGUCGAGGAUGCUGUCAAGAAUAAGGAUCUUGUUGGAGAUGAGGAGAAGGGCGAGAAAGAUGCACCGAAUCCAGUUACCCAGGCCGAGUCUGAACCGAACAGCCGAGACGAGGUUCAGGGAAUCGCCAAGAAUACUGCAAUAUUUACAUGGCAGAAUGUGAACUAUACUAUUCCGUAUAAGGGAGGCCAGAGAAGACUGCUUCAAGAUGUUCAAGGAUACGUCAAACCGGGUCGACUGACAGCCUUGAUGGGUGCUUCUGGUGCAGGAAAAACGACACUUCUGAACGUGUUGGCCCAGCGAAUCAAUUUUGGCGUCGUCACAGGAGAUUUCCUUGUGGACGGAAAGCCUCUUCCAAAAAGCUUCCAGAGAGCAACUGGGUUCGCAGAGCAAAUGGACAUCCAUGAGCCCACAGCAACAGUCCGGGAGUGUCUCCAGUUUUCAGCUUUGCUUAGACAGCCAAAGGAAGUUCCAGUCCAGGAAAAAUAUGACUACUGCGAAAAGAUCAUCGACCUUAUGGAAAUGCGUCAACUUGCAGGUGCAACUGUUGGAGCUGUUGGAACUGGGUUAAAUCCGGAGCAACGAAAACGCCUUACCAUCGCAGUUGAGCUCGCUAGCAAACCAGAACUACUUCUUUUCCUCGACGAACCGACAUCGGGACUUGAUUCGCUAGCUGCCUUCAACAUCGUGCGUUUUCUGCGACGAUUAGCAGAUGCCGGUCAGGCGGUGCUCUGCACUAUCCAUCAGCCGUCCGCUGUACUCUUCGAGGAAUUUGACGAUCUCCUCCUGUUACAGAGUGGUGGUAGGGUUGUCUAUCAUGGUGAGCUUGGUUCUGAUUCCAGAAAGUUGAUUGAGUACUUGGAGCGAAAUGGUGGUAAGAAGUGUCCACCAGACGCAAACCCAGCCGAGUAUAUGCUUGAGGUAAUUGGAGCCGGCAAUCCAGAUUACAAAGGUCCAAAUUGGGCAGAUACCUGGGCAACCUCCCCCGAGUAUAAAGCCCGCGCUGAGGAGAUCAACGAGAUGACCACCUCUAGACGCAAUGCUAGCUCCGGAAAAGAACAUACUGAUGACAGGGAAUUCGCGAUGCCGUUAUGGACGCAAAUAAUUGCAGUAAGCAGGCGCUCAUUUAUCGCCUACUGGCGGACGCCAAAUUAUGCAAUUGGAAAAUUCAUGCUCCACAUAUGGACAGGCCUAUUCAAUACGUUCACCUUCUGGCACCUGGGCCACAGUUAUAUUGACAUGCAAUCUCGACUGUUCUCCGUAUUCAUGACACUGACCAUCGCACCUCCCCUGAUCCAACAACUGCAACCACGCUUCCUUCAUUUCCGUGGGAUGUAUGAAUCUCGCGAGUCGAAUGCAAAGAUUUAUUCGUGGGUUGCUUUUGUGGCAAACAGUAUUUUGCCUGAGCUUCCCUACUCCAUCGUCGCUGGCUCCAUCUACUUUAAUUGUUGGUACUGGGGAGUCUGGUUCCCCCGCGAUUCGUUUUCUUCCGGCUACGUCUGGAUGUUGCUUAUGCUUUUUGAAAUGUUCUAUGUCGGAUUCGGCCAGUUUAUCGCCGCCAUGUCACCCAAUGAACUGUUUGCCUCCCUGCUUGUUCCUGCUUUCUUCACCUUCGUGGUCGCCUUCUGCGGUGUCGUUGUGCCUUAUGCAGCGCUACCACAUUUCUGGAAGUCAUGGAUGUAUUGGCUCACACCUUUCCAUUAUCUUCUGGAGGGUAUGCUUGGAGUCGUCACGCACAAACAACAAGUCAAGUGCGUGCCCCGGGAAGAGGCUAGGUUCCGACCGCCACCUGGACAGACUUGCCAGCAGUAUGCUGGCCCUUUUGCCCAGCAGGCAGGUGGAUACGUGGAACAGGGUGCUGAUGGGCUGUGCAACUAUUGCCAGUAUUCGACAGGUGAUAGAUUCGCUACUUCGUUUAAUGUCUACUACUCGCACAAAUGGCGCGACUAUGGCAUAUUCUUUGGUUAUGUCAUUUUCAAUUUUAUCGCUGUCUUUGUCAUCUCCUGGUUGUAUCUUCACGGUGUCCGAAAUGCCAAACGCUGGUUCAGCGCACGGAAGACGAAGAAGGGCAACAAGAACUCUGCGGAACAAUCUGUGGAACAGUCUGUGGAACAAUCUGGGGGAGCAAAGGAGGAAGAAUCAACCUAG